Messenger RNA from Onychostruthus taczanowskii (white-rumped snowfinch), 903 nucleotides. RefSeq names its product ceramide synthase 4-like. Gene Ontology annotation, biological process: ceramide biosynthetic process. Gene Ontology annotation, cellular component: membrane. The record is from RefSeq and is a predicted model, not a curated record. NCBI's taxonomy places the organism in Eukaryota, Metazoa, Chordata, Aves, Passeriformes, Passeridae. Gene Ontology annotation, molecular function: sphingosine N-acyltransferase activity.
AUGCCUAAUGGAGCCAGUGAGGAGCUGGUUGCACUAGCCAGGCAAAGUGACCUUCCCAUCAGAAAGGUGGAGACCUGGGUCAGGCACUGGCAGGCCCAGGAUCACCCCAGGUUGAUGAAGAAAUUCCGUGAGGCCAGUUGGAGAUUUACAUUGUAUUUUACCUCAUUCUUCUCUGGACUGGCUCUUCUCCAUGAUGAACUCUGGUUUUGGGACCACACCAUGUGCUGGCUGAAAUUUCCACAACAGCCUCUAUCACCCAUAUUGGGCUGGUUCUACCUCCUGGAGCUCUCCUACUGCUCCCUGAUGGCCACCCUGCCUUUUGAUAUGAAGAGGAGGGACUUUAAGGAACAGAUUGUCCACCACAUCGCCACCAUCACUCUGAUCUUUGUCUCCUACUGUGCCAAUAUGAUAUGGUUUGGGAUGAUAGUCAUGCUGGUCCAUGUUGCCUCUGAUUAUAUUUUAGAGCUUGCCAAGAUACUCCAUUACCUGAAAUGAAGGGUCUGUGAAGCAGUAUUCAAUGUUUUUGUUGUGGUUUUCAUCAUCUCCUGGCUUGUCAUUUUCCCAUUAAUUGUAUAUUAUUACUUCAUUACAAAAGUUUCAUUGUUCCUCAUAAGCUGUCUCAUAAAUUCUUUCCUGGUGAUCCUGCAGUUGUUACACAUUUUCUGGUCCUAUGUGAUCAUUUGAUCUUCAAUGUCAUCCUCUGUGAUGAGGUAUGAAAAGUCUUUACAAGAUGUCAGAAGUGACACCAAAGAGAGUGACAAGAGCAGAGAGGAUCUGGCAAAGAACAAAGAAAAACACAGGGCUUGCUGCAAAACACCAGGAUCCAGGCAGUCUUUGGAAUGCAGGAAGGCUGAACAGGAGCUGGGGGAGAGGCUGGACAGGGCUCCACUGCAGUGUGCCUGA